ACUUAAACAGGUUUUUAAAUCCCCACCAUUUCCGAUACCUAGACAAACAGAACGUUCACGACCAACUACUUUACCUGUGUGUGGAUAGCUAUAGUUGGGAAGAUAACGGUGUUAACACUCAUUACUAUGGCCGACAUGGCACCCUGUUAUAUCUACCUGGUGGUUUUAGCAUUAUGUGUUGACGAGGGCAUGGGGAGUACGAUGCGGCCCGGGGGUUCUACAUUACAGCCGGGAGCCACAGCAACACCGGCCCUAAUUUGCACGAUCCCGUCCAACAUCCCGACGACCGACUGGAUAAAAGAAUCCUUCCCGAACCCUAGGGUAAACGUUACGUUAUGCGGUCGGGAGUGUAUGAAAUCCUGGGUAUGUGACCCCUCGGGGAUUCUCAACCCCAAAGACGCUGACUUCUUGGACGACCAGAUAGACGCCCUCGCCACCAACGGUCAAUGUGGCUGCAGAAAUUGUGUGGUGGGGAAAGAUGGCUACAAAAUCGGAGUGGCACUCGUACGAAAGAUGGGAAUGAAGUCUUUCGUUGUGUCAAACAAUGUCGAUAAGGAUAAUGAAGCGAUGGAGUUCUCCGCUUAUCUGAGGUCCGUAUCCUGGAAGUUCGGCACAUGUGAUAAUAGCAUCGUUAUCUUCUAUUCUCAAGAGGACAGGAAGAUGAUGACAUCAACUGGUGCAAGAGCAAAUCACGUCCUCACGGUGAACUGUACCGGGGAGAUCUUUAACGAGGUUAAGCCCAUGCUUAAGAGUGGUCAAGUGUUCGAGGCGCUGCACCACAUGGUAACUCGUUACGGACAAGUUCUGCAGACCGGCCAAUGCCACCCACCCAUAGAGCCCCAGGAGCUUGGUGUCGGCAUGGUGAUACUCAUUGUCGUUAUCUGCAUCGUCGUUGGGAUCCUUGCCGUGAUUGGGGGCGUGUGCGGUUGGCGGAGGAGUCAUGGUAGCUACCACAAGGGCAGAUCUCACGACCCGGACAAAGGUAGUGACGAACCGAAAACGUUUACUGGCGGGGAAACAGGAGACGGUGGCGGGGUGGCUGGGGGAUCCUUUUAGGGGACGUCAAAGGAAGUGAUGGAACGAGAAGAUGUCGACUGGAUAAUUCUUGUUGGUCGAAGUUGUUAUACUUUCUAACGAUUUGACAAUGUACAAAACAUUCACGGACAAGGUGGUCAACGUUCAUUAUGCCAGUGCAUCAACUAAUUACAUAGCUUACAGACCGUCGCUUGGGACUUUUUAAAUGGUUUCUUAGUGAAAAUUUUGAUUCUCUCUUUAGGAACAAAUAUACACUAACCCAACGCCAAAUUUUAAAUUGACAAAAUGACAAAAAAAAGAAUAGUAGUACGAUUUACAUUUAUAUACAUACACAACAUAUAUGUAUAAAAUAUAUGAAACGGUGUUUCAACUUUUUUCCGAAACGGUAUUUAACAGAUAACGGUGUGUAACACAAUAACGGACGAAGUACAUUCUUUUCCUAUUGUACUUUGGAAAAUAUUGUUUUUCGAAAGAAUUUUAAAAAUAAUUCCUGUGUAUAGUUUUUUAUUGUUUUGUUCGCUCCUUUGGAUAUCUAUUGUUAUGAUGAAAAUGCAAUUGUGUUGAAAUUGAAAACAUAUAGAGAUAGAUAGAUAAUAUAUAUGCAUUUAUUAACUUGUCUUUUUGAGAAAAUGGUUUAAAUAUGUGAAUUAUGUUGUCUAAGUAGCACAAACAUAAUUUGAAGGGAAAGUAUACUCUACAUCGUUCAUCAGUACAUAUCUGCAGCUUGUUGAUCUAGAGUAAAUCCCAGUCAUAUCACUAACACGGCCGGUCAAGUUCCUAUUACUUCAUGUAAAACAUGUUCAUAGUAUACCGACAGACAUUGACAUUGACAACAUCAUCAUCUAACUCCAUAAUGUAAAUAUGUGAACGCCUGCAUAUUCAUAUUUAACGUAAACAUCUUAGUAAUUCUAUUUAGUAAAUAUUAUCAUUAGUAUAUAUAUGUACACAUCAUGUAAUAGGCCUGUUGCAAUUAAAUAUUAUUUUUAAAGAAGGUGUAGGUCAAGUACACAGUCAAAGUGUUUGUAUCGUUAUCUGUUAUCAAAUGAAAGCACGCAUAUACAAGUGUGACAUACAAUGUAUUCGUUUAUACACUUUGCAUAAUAUAAUUAUCGUAUAUACAAUUAACCCUUUAGUGUAUCUUUUUAAUCAAUAAAACACGUGCCAUACAAUGUAUGAAAUGUAGAUUCGUGAAAAAUGACGUAUGUGUCAUUGAAAAUAAAGUUAAAUGUGUCCAAGUGUCCACGCCCUGAUGUUGUUAUUCAUAUUUCUAUUUGUCUUUUAGUAUUACAGUUGAGGUUACUGACUAACUGACUGAAUGAAAGAGUGACCAUAUUAUUUUAGCUUGUUAUGAGUUCAUCGAAACCUGAAUAUGUAAAAAGGAAGGUUUCCAUCUGAAUUUUUGAUAUUCAUACAGUUUAAAUAUAGAGUCUUACAAUGGGGCGUCAAUAGUAAGAUUUGAUAUUUUAAUACUUCAUAUUGAAUGUGAUAUCAAAACUAAAUACAAAAUUCAGUGGAUUGUUUAGAGUAAAAUGUAAAACCAAAUUUAGAAUAUUUCAAGAGAGGUGUCAAAAGAAACGCUUAACAGAAACAUUGUAAUGAGCUGUUAAUAGAAACACUUUUUAAUUCUCAUUUACCAGUGAAAAUACAGGAUCUACA
Messenger RNA from Mizuhopecten yessoensis (Yesso scallop), 2691 nucleotides. RefSeq lists its product as uncharacterized. Gene Ontology annotation, cellular component: acetylcholine-gated channel complex. NCBI's taxonomy places the organism in Eukaryota, Metazoa, Mollusca, Bivalvia, Pectinida, Pectinidae. The record is from RefSeq and is a predicted model, not a curated record. The transcript is spliced from 5 exons. Bases 127 to 1056 code for a protein of 309 amino acids.